AUGGCACAUUACCCUGACUCAUCUUAUUUCGAAUUUUACCAGUCCGCAGACGCCUUGCUCAAACUUACAUCAAAGCCGACGAGAUAUUCGACCAAGCACAGAAGAGCAUUCCCCAAGUUUGAAAGUAUAUUAGGUUCUCCCGACGAGGAUGAUCAGUUCCUGAAUUGGACCAAGUACAAAACAAAGACAGAUGGAACUGCAAUCCCUCAUGUUAAACUUCACCUCUCAAUCGGUUUCGCGGCAAUUGCUACAACGGCAACGGCUCUUGUCAGCAUCCUGCAUGAAUUGGCUGCCAACACUGAUUUGGUGGAAAUCCUUCGAAAUGAGAUUGAAGAGGUAUCCCCUCAGGGAAGUGAUUUUCUCGAUGGGGGAAGUUUAUCAAAGCUGCUUAAGAUGGAUAGCUUGAUGAAGGGAUCGCAAAGAAUUUACCCCUUUACUCAAGUUGCUUCUAUCCGCGAACUCCGAGACGAUAUAACGCUCGAGGAUGGAAAGGUCCGGCUGAAAAGGGGUUCUGCCUGUGUCGCCGCAAACAGCGCAACCACGACUGAUCCAAGAUAUUAUUGCAACGACCCUAAUGUUUUUGACCCUCUUCGUUUCUACAAAUUGCGAACACAAUCGACCCAUAGUACUGAUAAGUACAAGUUCACAGCGAUCAAUCAUGAGCUGCUCCCUUGGGGUUAUGGCAGACAUGCUUGUCCAAGCCGAUUUCUAGCUCAUGAUACAAUGAAAAUUACACUGGCAUUGUUGAUUACGAAGUAUGAUAUACGACUAAGCAGCAAAUCCAAAAUCCGACCUCCGCCCUGGAGGUUUGGUCACACGAUUAUUCCUGAUCCUACUGUAGAGUUUGAAUUCAAAAGUCGAAAGGUUUAG
Venustampulla echinocandica is the source of this 870-nucleotide messenger RNA. RefSeq lists its product as uncharacterized. The record is from RefSeq and is a predicted model, not a curated record. Lineage: Eukaryota; Fungi; Ascomycota; Leotiomycetes; Helotiales; Pleuroascaceae. The coding region runs from base 1 to 870 and encodes 289 amino acids. The transcript is spliced from 3 exons. Gene Ontology annotation, molecular function: iron ion binding; monooxygenase activity; oxidoreductase activity, acting on paired donors, with incorporation or reduction of molecular oxygen.